CGGAAAUCGAUGACAAGGCGUACAUAGGUUAUUAUGGCAGAUCUCCCUCCUACUCAAGAUAUUGAUGAAAUACAUGAUUAUAUAUCGCAGCCAUUCGAUUCCUCUAAAGUAUGGGGGCGACUUCUUCCUCUAGAUAGCAAAUUUCCUGCACUUGACCUCAUCGAAGAUUCAUACACAUUCGGUCGUGGUGAUGACUGCUCCUUCAAAUUCAUCCCUGAUAUGUUCGAGGGGUCUUCUCAGUUUACAACCAUCAGCAAGCUUCACUUCAGUAUCAUACUGGAUUCAAUGGUUGAUAACCGUUUAGUCUUCAUAAAUGACUUCAGUAGCAAUGGGACUUUUGUUAAUGGUUCUAAACUAGGGCGUGGUAAAAGGCGGCCGUUAAAUAAUAACGAUGAGAUCUCAGUAUCUCUUAAGCAUUUAAAAUGUUUGAGUUAUUCUAUUUUAUGGGUCAAUUCUUAGGCUUUAUAUUUUCGGACUCCAGCUGCAUUUGCACCUCUUAUCCGUCGGAGGUAACGGACAAAUAUACUGUUUCGAAGCAUCUUGGACGAGGAGCUUUCGGUGAAGUUAGACUAGUUUUUGACAAAGAACAUUGUGAAAAAUAUGCAAUGAAAAUAGUUCAAAAGAAAAACUUCUCUGUAUUAUCCAAACUUGGCAAGCCAUUUACCGGUUCUGUAGCUGCAGAAGUGGAUAUAUUGAUGCGCCUAGAUCAUCCGUGCAUCAUUCAAAUCUACGAUGUGAUGGAUACAUCAGAAACCCUGUACAUGAUUCUCGAACUUGUUGAAGGUGGUGAAUUAUUUGACCGUAUAGUCCACCGUGGUCAACUAAGUGAAUCUGACUCCAAAUUUUUCUUUCUGCAGAUGGCUAUGGCUGUCGAGUAUCUGCAUGAUCAUGGAAUCACACAUCGUGACCUAAAGCCUGAAAAUAUUCUACUCACAAGUAAGGCUGAUCGAUGCCUUAUAAAAGUAACUGACUUUGGUGUAUCAAAACUUGUUGAUGAAAGCACAAUGUUGCGUACAUUUUGUGGCACUCCAGAUUACUUGGCUCCGGAGGUUCUUAAAACUGCUGGCUGUGGGACUUACACAUGUGUUAUCGAUGUAUGGUCACUUGGUGUAAUUCUAUAUAUCUGUUUAGUAGGAUAUCCUCCAUUCACUAAACAACGUCAAGACUUUGAUUUAGAAACUCAGAUUAUCAAAGGUUUAUAUGAUUUUCCUCAGAAUUUUUGGCAUGGAAUAAGUCAAGAAGCUAUUAAACUUAUUGGCCGUAUGCUUGUUGUUGAACCACAUGAGAGAAGUUCAAUUCACGAUGUUUUAAAAGAUCCUUGGCUGGAUGAAACUGGAAUUCGCCUAGAAGUUGAAGAAUUAAUCAGCUGUGCAAAACGUGUACCAUCUCAUCAUAAUUCUCAAUCGAAUGGUGUAAAACGAACACAGCCAUUGCUACCGGAAACAUUUCCAUCGACUAUCCAUUCACCUGGAGCUACUAAUCCGUUAGAAUGUUCUAGUAAUCCUACAGAUUCAUCAUGUCCUCAUGAUUUUCCUCUUCUAGCUGCAAAUGGUUACAUAGAUGCUGUGACUAAUAGUGGUUUAGAUGAGAAUAUGGAAUACUUAUUAACUGAAAAACCUGUUAUCAGAAAACGUCCAGCAUCGUCUUUAUGUAAUCCAGUGAUAACUUCUCCGAAAGUCCACAUUCCUUCCGAUACAGAGAAAUAACACAGAUUAUAUACUAAUUACACUUGUUUUAUAUUCUAAGUUAUCAAUCUUGCCACCUUUCUACUCAAUUUAUUUUUAUUUUAACUUUUUACUUAGGAUAUUUAUUAGCUUACUGUCAUCAAACUAUUUCAUGAAUGAUGAUGAUGAUGAUGAAUUUUAACAGUUUCUUACUAUUUAUAUCAAUCUGUUUAUCUGUACACAUGCGCUCACUUAAAUCAUAAAAUAUUAUUUUUGUGCAUUUCAUUUGCCUUUCUUUAAUUGCGAAAACAAAAUUGUAACCGAUGCCUUGUUUUUUGCAUAGUUUGUGUAUCUACCUUGGAGAAAAGAAUCGUUUUAAUGGAAAUAUGGCUUAUACAUUUCUUUAAAAGUUAGCUGGAGUGAUUCUAAAGGCUACUACCAAGGGGUUUCGUCAGGUUGUGCUCCGCUCCAAUCGGUAACAGACAAAGCGAUCGGUUGGCUGUUUCUGAGACAUCUUUGAUGUCAGGUAGUGUAACGUGCCCAUUAAUUUCAGAUUACUACUGUCUUGUGUUCGACUGAUAAAGACUUUUUAAUAAAGUUGAAUGGCUAAUCAUUGACUUUGAACACUUUGUGCAGGUGUUUUUCUUCGACUUUCCGU
Heterobilharzia americana is the source of this 2322-nucleotide messenger RNA. NCBI's taxonomy places the organism in Eukaryota, Metazoa, Platyhelminthes, Trematoda, Strigeidida, Schistosomatidae. The record is from the annotation of a GenBank genome assembly.